Pimephales promelas (fathead minnow) is the source of this 1193-nucleotide messenger RNA. It is a transcript of the gene mcrip1, whose product is annotated as MAPK regulated corepressor interacting protein 1. Lineage: Eukaryota; Metazoa; Chordata; Actinopteri; Cypriniformes; Leuciscidae. The record is from RefSeq and is a predicted model, not a curated record.
GCUGACCCGGAAAUAAUUGGUUGGCAUUAGCAACGUUUCGGCCGAGCCAGGCCUGAAUACUGAAUACAGACAUAGCAGAAGAAAGAGAAACAAACAGGCAGAAAACACACUGAAGAACAGGCAAACUUCCCUGUUAAGCCUCACACUGAGAUUGUGAGGCAAGAGACUAUAACAGAAUGACAAGCUCCUCCACCCCUAGAAUGCACACGUACAAGAGGACGUCCAGCCCUCGAUCGCCAACGAAUACAGGAGAACUUUUCACACCAGCACACGAGGAAAAUGUGCGCUUCAUUCAUGACACGUGGCUUUGUGUUUUGAGAGACAUUAAAUCCCCACAACACAGUGAACGCAAUGAUCGUGGACCACAGGAGUAUGUGGAGAAAAACCCAAAUCCCAACCUACAUUCUUUUAUACCAGUGGACCUGAGUGACCUUAAGAAGAGGAACACACAAGACUCCAAGAAGUCUUAGACCAUUCCCUCUCUUCCUGCUUCUCCAGUUCCUCGUCCGCCCUUUUACAUUCGGGACCUUUUUACUCUCUCAGUCUUCUGCCGGCCCACAAAGAGCCACGAGCCGGGAUAUCGGGCCGCCCAACUCUCUUCUCUGCCUCGUGGACCCGUGGUCUGGACUUACAGGCUGACGUCUAUUUAUGAGUCACGGUUUCAGAGCCGUUUGAGCGGCCAUUCCCUGUUUUUCAUGCUCAUCCGGGCUCUCUGAUCUUGCUUUUUAUUAUAUUUUUUUGCACAUGGGGAUAAUAACAGACGGAUCUUUUUUCUUUCUCCAUGAGUUUUGUGUAGAUUCUUCUUCAUUUGCACUUUUUUUGAUGGUGAGAUGACAAACGGGAAAGGCACAGAACUGUUAAACUGUUGGAGCGACUCUACACAAACUUUCUCUGAAUGGGACGCAGUCCUGGGAUUUACUCCUUUUUUUUUAAACCAUCUUCAUCUCCCGCUGAGGAGUGACUGACUGUUGAGUUAGUAGAUUCAUAGAUCGAUCCAUCGAUUAGAAGAAGUAGAAAGCUUUGUCUGAUAGGACAGGUAUGUUUGGCUUCGGCAAAUAUUUUUAGUAGAUGUACCGCCAUUUUUAACUAUACAGCGAUUCCUCCAAGAACUUUUAAGUAGGCUUUUCCACAUCUUUCCUUCCCAGGCUUCAAAAUAAAAUGAAAAUAAAGGUUGCUUUUAUGCUAUGUCAGCA